Messenger RNA from Phycomyces blakesleeanus NRRL 1555(-), 405 nucleotides. RefSeq lists its product as hypothetical. Bases 1 to 405 code for a protein of 134 amino acids. The transcript has 2 exons. NCBI's taxonomy places the organism in Eukaryota, Fungi, Mucoromycota, Mucoromycetes, Mucorales, Phycomycetaceae. The record is from RefSeq and is a predicted model, not a curated record.
AUGGCUGCGGAAAACCCUACAAUAUUACACGAAAAACUUGAAGAAUAUAACAGUGCCUUUGAAAAAAUCAUGGAAGAGCUUGAAGAGCCUGAAAUGCCAGAAAAUCCAAAAAGUUCUGCCCCGUCAACAACAGACGAAACCCCCAAAAAAAGUAGAGGGCAAUAUCAAAAGCCUACGGAUAAAGAUAUAAAAAAGCUUCUUUAUCUCUACUUCAUAAGGGGAUUAACUAUCGAAAAAGCCAGCAAGAUAGUAAAUAUGAAACAAACAACUGCUGGUGGCUAUAUUUUGAAGUGGAGAAAGUCUCCAGUUGUUUUUUUCAUUAAAAACAACAAGGAGGCUACAAGUGACAAAAAAAUGAAUCUUUUAUUCGAAACUUACUCUGCAAUAAAGAAAGCAUACAAAUAA